Messenger RNA from Drepanopeziza brunnea f. sp. 'multigermtubi' MB_m1, 222 nucleotides. RefSeq lists its product as uncharacterized. NCBI's taxonomy places the organism in Eukaryota, Fungi, Ascomycota, Leotiomycetes, Helotiales, Drepanopezizaceae. The record is from RefSeq and is a predicted model, not a curated record.
AUGAAGCUCACCGUCCUCGCUAUCACACUAGCGACCAUCGCCCCAUGCUUCGCGGUUCCGCAAGCAGUUCCAGGCUUGACAAAGCGAGAGACAUGCACAGAGCUAAAGCGCCAGCGCAAUAACAUCUGUUCUAAGCUCGUCGACCCUUGCGGCACGGUACAUCAAUCCUCUUUCCUCCUCCUUUCUCCGAUUAUCAAAGAGAAGAGUUUUGCUGACCGGUAG